This is a messenger RNA of Colletotrichum karsti, 321 nucleotides long. RefSeq names its product transcription factor pcc1. Bases 1 to 321 code for a protein of 106 amino acids. The record is from RefSeq and is a predicted model, not a curated record. The transcript is spliced from 2 exons. Lineage: Eukaryota; Fungi; Ascomycota; Sordariomycetes; Glomerellales; Glomerellaceae. Gene Ontology annotation, cellular component: EKC/KEOPS complex.
AUGGACAACAACGCGAUUGACGACGAAUUCCCAUGCUCGUUAACCAUCGACGUCCCGUUCCCUACCCCGCGCCUGGCCUCCGUAGCCCACCGCGCCCUCGCCGUCGAUAAGGAGCUGUCGCCGCUCGUCAGGCGCACGUUCUCCGUCGAGGAGACCGCCGGCGACGCCUCCGCGAUCCUCCGGGUCCAGUACAAGGCCACCACGAACCGCAUGCUGCGCGUCUCCGUCAACGGCCUGAUGGAGAGCCUGAACCUGGUGGUGGAGGUCAUGGAGGAGCUGGACGUCGACGUUCUGGAACACAACAAGGAAGACGGGCAAUAA